AUGGCGGCAGAUCUGAAGGCCAAAGGGAAUGCCGCCUUUUCGAGUGGAGAUUACGAGGAAGCCAUAAGAUUGUUCACGGAGGCGAUUGGACUCGACCCCGGCAAUCACGUGCUGUACAGCAAUCGCUCUGCCGCCCAGGCCAGCUUGAAGCAGUACGACAAGGCACUUGAAGAUGCAAAAAAGGUUGUGGAGCUGAAGGCAGACUGGCCAAAGGGCUACUCCAGGCUGGGAGCUGCCUACUUCGGUCUGAAAAAACAUGAAGAUGCGAUCGAGGCGUACGAAAAAGGAUUGGAGUUGGAUCCCAACAAUGAGCAGUUGAAGGCAGGGCUGAAAGAUGUAGAGGCUGCCAACCGCGGACCUGCCGGUGGACUCUUCAGCUCUCCAGAAUUUUUUGGCAAGCUGGCCAUGAACCCGAAGACCAGGGCAUAUCUGGCCCAGCCGGACUUCAUGACCAAACUGAGAGAGCUGCAAAGUGACCCUAGCAGCAUAAGCAGACAUAUGAGUGAUCCAAGAAUAGCAGAGGCCUUCUCUGUUGGUCUGGGGAUGUCGUUCAUGGACCCUAGCAACAUGGCUGGGAUGGCUGGUGCUAUGGGUGGCGAAAAUGGAGCUUCUUCUGAGCAAGCAGAAGAACAGGAAGCUGCGAUGGAAGAGGUGCCUGAUGAGCCUGAGGCUCCCCCUGCACCUGUUGAUGAGGAAGAGGAAAAGAAAAAAGCCAGCCAGGCUGCAGCCCAGAAGGAGAAAGAGGCAGGAAAUGCUGCAUACAAGAAGAAGAACUUUGAAGUAGCCAUAGAGCACUACACAAAGGCUCUGGAGUUGUGGGAUGAGGACAUUUCCUUCUACACCAACAGAGCAGCUGUGUACUUGGAGAUGGGAAAGUAUGACACCUGCAUUGAAGACUGCGACAAGGCCGUGGACCGUGGCAGGGAAUUGCGCACUGACUACAAGCUCAUCGCACGUGCGCUCACACGCAAGGGAAAGGCACUCGUGAAAAUGGGCGAGCUGCAGGAUGCCAUCGCCAUCUUCAACAAAUCGUUGACAGAGCACAGAAAUGCAGACACGCUGCAGGCACUGAACGCGGCAGAGCGCUCUCUGAAGGAGCACAAGGAGAAGGCAUACAUCGACAUGGAGAAGUGCGGAGAGGAGAAGGAGAAGGGCAACCAAGCAUUCAAAGACCACCAGUUCCCAGAGGCAGUCAAGCACUACACCGAAGCAUUGAAGCGGGGCCCACCUGAGGUCAACCCAGAGGCGUACAAGCUGUACAGCAACCGUGCGGCUUGCUACACGAAGCUUGGUGCUCUCAACGAAGCGCUAAAGGAUGCGGAGAAGUGCAUCGAACUUGAGCCCACGUUUGCAAAGGGAUACUCCCGAAAGGGAACUGUCCAGUUCUUCAUGAAGGAGUACGACAAGGCGCUGGAGACGUAUCGACAGGGACUGGAGCAAGACAAAGACAACGAGGAACUCAGAGACGGCAUGAAGCGAUGUGCAGAAGCCAUAAAUAGGUUCAAUCGGGGAGAUGUGAGCCAGGAGGAGCUAAAAGAGCGGCAGCAACGCGCCAUGGCAGAUCCAGAGGUUCAAAACAUUUUGAAAGACCCCAUCAUGGCUCAAGUGUUGAAUGACUUCCAGCAAGAUCCGAGGGCGGCACAGAAGCACCUCACCAACCCGGAGAUCAUGAAGAAAUUGAAUAAACUCAUAUCGGCGGGAAUUAUUCAAGUAAAAUAG
This is a messenger RNA of Ostreobium quekettii, 1719 nucleotides long. The record is from the annotation of a GenBank genome assembly. NCBI's taxonomy places the organism in Eukaryota, Viridiplantae, Chlorophyta, Ulvophyceae, Bryopsidales, Ostreobiaceae.